GUCGCCGCAUCUAACCCUUACAAGUGGGUGUCUUUAAUUCGCCUAGCCCGACAGAGUAUUUAAAUUGAGGGUGCAGAGCUGUUCCCUGUGGAGUUUUCUGUAUACAGAGAGAGUUGCGUCGCUGCUGAUGCUCGGGAGAUAGUCCUUUAUCUCCAAUCUUCUCUUAUCGCCAUCUCUCUCUCUCCCCUCUCUCUCUCUCUCCCUCCCUCUCUCUCUUUCUUUCCUUCCCCUGCGCAACUGAGUCGACACCGGUGGCACUGGACACGCUGGAUGGCUGCUGCACUUGACAAGCCGGUGUGAAUCUUUUAUCUCUGCUCUUCUUGACCCUAUAAAAACAACUCAGCAACAAUGACAGAUCCGGCGACUCAAGAGUCCUACCCUGUCCCAGACCCGACUAUCGUGGAUCCGUGCCCGGCGGUGGUGCGUAACGGCCAGUGCGCCCCGGAUGGCUUCUCCAACCAUCACCACCAAGGCAAACCCCCCUCCGGCCAGCCGGACCCCUUCACCACAGGCCAGGAGAUGAAAAUCACCGACAGUGUGGAGGGAGAAGGCCUCCUGGAGAGCAGCAUGCGUCUGAAGCCCCAUGAAGCCCAGAGCUACAGGAAGAAAGCGCUCUGGGUCUCCUGGAUCUCCAUCGGGGUCACGCUCAUUCUGGCUGUGGCAGCUUUCACGGUUUCUUUCAUGAGACACAGCGCUUCAGCCUUUGGAUUUGCCUUUGAUGCCACGCUGGAUGUCCUGUCAUCCAUCAUUGUCCUCUGGCGCUACAGCAAUGCAGCAGCUGUGCACUCUGCACACAGAGAGUAUAUAGCAUGUGUAGUCCUUGGAAUUGUAUUUGUGCUUUCCUCCAUGUGCAUCCUGGGAAAGGCCAUUCAUGAUCUGGCUACUAAGCUGCUACCUGAAGUGGAUGACUUCCUCUUCAGUGUGUCCAUUGUGAGCGGGCUCAUGUGUGUUGUGCUGGCUGUGCUCAAGUUCAUGCUGGGAAGAGUGCUGACUAGCCGGGCACUCAUCACUGAUGCAUUUAACUCCCUGGUUGGCGGCAUCAUGGGAUUCUCCAUUCUGAUCAGUGCUGAAGUCUUUAAGCACCAUGCUGAUGUCUGGUUUCUGGACGGCACCAUAGGAGUUCUCAUUGGACUCAUCAUUCUGGCAUAUGGGAUCAAACUCCUGAGGGACAUGGUGCCUCGAGUGAGACAGACCAGGAACUACGAGCGCUUUGAGUGAAACACCAGCGAGCAUGUCUGACGACCAGAGGAGCAGGUUUACACACACUCACCCCUGGCUGCCUCCUGCCCUCUAACCUCUUCUCUCUGUCAUACACACUGACAUGCAC
Molecule: messenger RNA, 1327 nt
Organism: Myripristis murdjan (pinecone soldierfish)
Lineage: Eukaryota; Metazoa; Chordata; Actinopteri; Holocentriformes; Holocentridae
Product: transmembrane protein 163-like
Exons: 8
Coding region: 349-1218 (289 amino acids)
Cellular component (GO): synaptic vesicle membrane
Molecular function (GO): zinc ion binding
Source: RefSeq, a predicted model, not a curated record